GAAAAAGAAGUUGACACUCACAAAUCCUCUCCUCUCCCAGACCCUGACCGUCUCUCUCUAAAACUUCAGAUUCGUUUCCUUUCAGCUCAUAAAAACCUAUUUCUUUUUCUACAAUUUAAUUUAUAAAGAGAGAAAAAUAAAUAUUAGAUCUAUUCUUACGCCAUUUUUAUCCAAUAGAAAGAUGCAAUCCAGCGGUUCCGACUCACAGCCACAACAAGAGCAGAAUAAACGGCAGCAGCAGCAAGGACAACAACCGCCGCCUCCACCGCAACAACAACAGUGGAUGCCUAUGCAGUACCCGGCGGCGGCUAUGGUAAUGCAGCACAUGCCGCCUCAACAUUAUGGAAUGCCGCCUCCACAACACUACAUGGCUGCUACUGCGUACCAUCAGUACCAGCAUCACCACCAUCUCCCGCAUGUACAGCAGCAUCAGCAGCAGCAAAGAGAAGGAUCCAGUGGAGAUAAUAAAACUAUAUGGAUUGGUGACUUGCAUCACUGGAUGGAUGAAAAUUAUUUACAUACCUGCUUUGCUUCUACUGGCGAGAUUGCUUCUAUCAAGAUUAUUCGCAGUAAGCAGACAGGUUUGUCCGAGGGCUAUGGGUUUGUGGAAUUUUUUACACAUGCCACAGCUGAGAAAGUUCUACAGAACUAUGGUGGCAUUCUGAUGCCUAACACAGAACAGCCUUUCCGCCUCAAUUGGGCAACAUUUAGCACGGGUGACAAGCGAUCAGAUAAUACUCCUGAUCUUUCUAUUUUUGUAGGAGACUUAGCUGCAGAUGUUACUGAUAGUUUAUUGCAAGAAACUUUUGCGAGCAAAUAUCAGUCUGUUAAAUCUGCAAAAGUUGUAUUUGAUGCCAAUACUGGUCGUUCAAAAGGUUAUGGUUUUGUGAGGUUUGGAGAUGAUACUGAAAGAACACAGGCAAUGACUGAAAUGAAUGGUGUAUAUUGUUCGAGCAGGCCUAUGCGUAUUGGUGCUGCAACCCCCAGGAAGUCCUCUGGAUAUCAGCAACAAGGCGGAUAUGGAUCAAAUGGUGCUUCUUCCAAAGGCUUCCAAUCGGAUGGCGAUUCCAUCAAUGCAACAAUAUUUGUUGGAGGGCUUGACCCUAAUGUCACUGAUGAAGAUCUCAAGCAGCCUUUCUCUCAGUAUGGUGAGAUAGUGUCCGUUAAAAUACCAGUCAGUAAAGGAUGUGGGUUUGUACAAUUUGCCAACAGGAAUAAUGCGGAAGAAGCAUUGCAGAAGUUGAAUGGAACAGUAAUUGGCAAGCAAACUGUGCGUCUUUCUUGGGGUCGCAAUCCAGGAAAUAAGCAGCAUAGAGCAGAUUUCAGCAGUCCCUGGAAUGGGGCAUACUAUGGAGGGCAGGUUUAUGAUGGUUAUGGAUAUGCUCUGCCACCACCUCAUGAUCCAAGCACGUAUGCUGCGGCAUAUGGGGCUUACCCUAUGUAUGGCAACCACCAACAGCAAGUAAGCUGAGUGAAUUGUACCCCGAAAGAGCAUGAUGUAGCUCUGGUAAUCAGUAUUAAUCAUGCUAGAAGGGGAAAUUCGUUUCAUUUCUCUUCAAUUCCACCGGUUCUGUAAAAUUCUUAUAAAUCUCUACAAUUUGUGGAGUGGAACUGAAUUUUGAUGACUUGAGGUAGCUUUAUAGGGAUUUAAUUUAUCAUUUGUUUAGGAUUAUAGUAGUUGAAGAAAAACUUUAUCAAUUGGAAUAGAUUGUUUUGCAGUAUGCUGUCUGAAUAAAGUUGUGCCCCAGAGCGUGAGUCUGCCAAA
Molecule: messenger RNA, 1765 nt
Organism: Populus nigra (black poplar)
Lineage: Eukaryota; Viridiplantae; Streptophyta; Magnoliopsida; Malpighiales; Salicaceae
Product: polyadenylate-binding protein RBP47-like
Exons: 6
Coding region: 182-1471 (429 amino acids)
Cellular component (GO): cytosol
Molecular function (GO): mRNA binding
Source: RefSeq, a predicted model, not a curated record